Molecule: messenger RNA, 1442 nt
Organism: Durusdinium trenchii
Lineage: Eukaryota; Dinophyceae; Suessiales; Symbiodiniaceae
Source: the annotation of a GenBank genome assembly
CCACAAUCGCGGUACAAAACUGUGCACCCAAAGUAUCCUUAAAGGAGUUCUCCUCAAAUCUCAAAUCACCUCUCCAUGUCCCUGGACGUUUUUGUUUCUUCGGCAGCCUAUCGAUUGAUCGAUUGCGAUGGCGAACGUAAGCCCAGCGCAAAUCAAGACCAAGCUGUGCAAGAUCGAGGUUCCACAGGUUGUCCUUGACAAGGAUGACUGUGAUCCAUCUAUGGUGGUGCCAAGCCCAGGCACAUGGGAAGAGUGCACCACUCUUCCACAACCAACGCGGCGCUUGACUUUUCCAGUACCUACCGGAAGCGAAGAGGGCUGCAUUCUCAACAUCCCUUUGCAGGACGGCACCAAACUUGCCAAGGAGCUUCCGCAUGGCUUAAACUCCGGUGAGAUGGUUUUGGCUUUCCAACGGCCAGAUGGCGAUUGGCGCAUGAUGAAGAAACCUGCAGAGUUUGCUUUUGUGGUGCCUCCUGAUGCGACACCAGGAGCAGCUCUAAAGCCACAACUGCCAGACGGCACAUAUCUUCACUUUGAGGUUCCUGAAAGCGUUGGACCUGGGAACUUGAUCGAAUUGCAACAUCAAGGCUCUUGGCAACUGAAGAGAGUUGUGGAACUCACGGAGGUGCAACAAGUGCCAGCCCAAUCCAACACAAUUCGAGGGCCCUUUCUGGCAGCAUUGGACACCUUGCGUCAGUCAGUGUCCUUGAAGCAGUUGGUACCAGAUGCUUCGGGCAUCUUGGGCGUGAAUGUCCCGUUCUGCGGGCGGUUCCAGGAGUAUGCCAUGUUGGGGAACUUCCUGGCUGAGCAUUGCCUUACUUUGCCAGGCAUCAAGGGGGCCAGGAUCUUUGGUUGUGACAUGUCAGAUCGUUACUACUACGAUUGGGCCGUGGCUCGUCGAUGGUUUGCAGAGUUUCAUCCAAUGAUCGAAGUGCAUUUGCAGGUGCGAGACUUGCACCUUGAUCCUUUGCCAAAAGCUGGGCUGACCAUCGCCUUACACCCUGAAGUCACCAAAGGAGGCUCUUGGUUUCCAAUCAUGGGCUCUGUGAUCAAAGCUUCGCAGAAUGGCAUUUGCUUGAUCGCUUCCUUCUUCCAGGAUGAGGCCAAGACCCUAAUGAACAUGGUGGAUAUGUAUGACGAAGGUCGAGCCAAGCUACUCGUCGAGAAUACCUACUGGAAAGAGAGUGCAGAGAGCAAUGUGGCCGAGUCAGUGCCUUCAAAAAGGAUGAACUUCCUCCUUCUUCUUCCACCUUCUUCACAAACCAAGAGCAUGAACACUUCGUAUUUCCAGUGGUUCGGACGCCUCGUGAGCGCAAUUUGCGGUCGCAAAUGAGAGAAGCACAAGCUUCAGUGCAGCAAGUGUUUUCCUCGCAGCACUUUGUGUGCUGAAUGCUCCUUUGCUUCAAACAUACUUUCACAUCGCUAUGCCAAAAUAAGUGCUC